Messenger RNA from Vanrija pseudolonga, 1293 nucleotides. RefSeq lists its product as uncharacterized. NCBI's taxonomy places the organism in Eukaryota, Fungi, Basidiomycota, Tremellomycetes, Trichosporonales, Trichosporonaceae. The transcript is spliced from 6 exons. Bases 1 to 1293 code for a protein of 430 amino acids. The record is from RefSeq and is a predicted model, not a curated record.
AUGAUGGACGUCCUCAACGCCGCGCUGACAGUCACCUACCCCGUACACAGAGCGUAUCCCUUCGGAAGGUGGUUCCACCGCGUGUCGGCGCUGCUGCUCGCCGCGGUCGGCGUGUUCAUCGUGCUGUGGGCUGUCGCUACCUCCGCGUACGAGCCGGUCCCCGUCUCGAGCGAGACGUUCUCCCUCCCCCACAGCGGGUGGUACCUCGCCCUCGUCGGCAAACCGCGGCCAUGCCAAUCCGUCGUAUUCGGGCCAGGCGAUAGUCUGCACACGACCAACGCGGUCUUCGACUGGUCCAUCACCCAGCCCACGGUAUACAGCGGCACAAGACUCAACUGCAGUAUCGCAGGCACGACGAUCGCCGUCGCGGGUCCGAGCGUCGUCUCCGAGCUCGUGGCGACCUGCGCCCCGCCCUUCGGCGGCACGCUGAGCGCGUCGCACGCGUCCAACGGCGUAAACUCCAGCACGGCGGCCAUCCUCGCCGCGCUCGGCCUCCCCCUGCCCCCACGAACGGCGGUCGUCGGCGCGCUCGACGCUGUCGCGUACGACCUGGGCACUAGGCUCAAAGCGGUCGAGCGCGGCCUCACGCUCUCCGUGAGCGUUACAACGACGACAUCCGCUAGGGCGGGCGGAAACGGCGCCUUCUCCCUCCUCACCACGCAGUACGGCGACAACGGCUCCCUGCCCGACGCGCUACGCACCCCGUUGGCCAACUACGUUGCCGUGCUGUCCACUGCCGCGGCGUACGACCUCGGCAUUGAGUCGAAUACGAGCGUGGCGACGAGCGAUAGCUACACCGCGCUCUCGCCGCUGACUGGCGCGUUGUCCCUCGCCGCCGCGCCCAAGCCGCUCCCGCAGCCGCCGGGAGCGACGCUUGCAACGCGGUACGCGUGCACGGCGUACGUGCGCAAGCCGCUCGGCGCGGCCAUCGCGGCGACGUUGGCCACAGCCGGCGCGUUGUGGCUCCCCCUCCUCGCCCUCUUCCACACGCUCACGAAACUUGCCUCAAAGGCCACUUCCCAGCGCAACAACUUCGACCUCUCCUUCGGCCCGGACGGGUCCGGCGGCUCAAUCCGCGCACCGCUCGCGCGGAACGCCGAGUUUCCGAGCUUGUCGAGCUCAGACAAGUACGGCGUAAGCGACAUGGCGACCAACGGGACCAACCCCUCUGCAAGGCGCACAUCCAUCGAGACCAUCACUUAUGGGUACGAGCCGGUCAAGGCGCGCGAUGUGGAUGAGCUCGCGCGAUACAUGCGUAUGGGGGAGUAUGGGCGGAGCUCGGGGCGGAAGUAG